AUGUUAUCUGCGCAGCGGCAGACAAAGAAUGAUGAAACACCAUUUAAGAGUUCUACGACGACAGCUGCGAGUCCUACUGACGAAAUAUGUAACGUCAAUACAAACGCACGAGAGAGUGGCAACACUUAUAAUGAUUCGGAAAAUUUACGCUUAACUAUGAGAACCAUCAUGCAAGAAGAGCUACAUGUUAUUGUAAGGGAGGCAAUUAGAGAAGAGUUCUCAUCAUUGAGAAAAGAGAUGCGCAGCUUUGAGGAUUCUUUAAGCUACAUGAAUGCCAAAUUUGAGGAUAUGAAGACUAAAGUAGAGGCCUACAUGCAAGAUACCAAGCAACUCCGUACUGAAAGUGAAUUGCUCCAACGCAAAGUUAAAGACCUAGAAUCAAGAUUGUCAGUAAUGGAACAAGAUUCCCGGCAGAAUAACAUAGAAAUCCACUGUCUUCCGGAGCAUAAACAUGAAAACCUGAUUAAUGCAAUGAUGCAAAUUGGCAAAGUGAUAGGUUUUACUCUAUCUGAAACUGAUGUUUUAUCUUGUAAUCGUGUACAAAAGCAAAACAAUACGUCGAAUUUGCCUAAAAAGUUGUAUGUAGACUUGUUAAUAAGAUGA
Parnassius apollo (apollo) is the source of this 603-nucleotide messenger RNA. Lineage: Eukaryota; Metazoa; Arthropoda; Insecta; Lepidoptera; Papilionidae. The record is from the annotation of a GenBank genome assembly.